AUGUCACUAGAUGUUCAUCUAUACAAACACAUAAGUGUAUCUAUCAGUGAAAAACGUCGUCUCGUUUCCUACCCUCCAAACUGGACUCCCCCUGCCACAACCACCCCCAUUGCCAGAGAGCUCCCCCAUAGCUUUAUACUGAUCACAGUUCUUCCUGUUUUUAUCCGCAGCGCCAAAAGCCUCCACCUUCAGCAACUGCCACCUCAUUCUUUUCAGAUCCCUCCCCCCCCCACAUCCCACUCUGAGAAACCCCAUCGUUCUCAAAUCACUAAGAACGUGCAGCUGCUUUUUCAUCUAUCUGCAUUUGUUUGUAGCGGGAAUCUAUCUAUCUAUCUAUCUAUCUAUCUAUCUAUCUAUCUAUCUAUCUAUCUAUCUAUCUUUUCUCUCCCAAUCUCUCUCUGUUCAUUAUCUAUCUAUCUAUCUAUCUAUCUAUCUAUCUAUCUAUCUAUGGUUCAUUGUGUCCAUAUCUAUCUAUCUAUCUAUCUAUCUAUCUAUCUAUCUAUCUAUCUAUCUAUCUAUCCCAAUCUCACGCUGUUCAUUAUCUAUCUAUCUAUCUAUCUAUCUAUCGCUGAAAUAAACUACAUAAUUACUUUCUUUCUUUCUUUCUUUCUUUCUUUCUUUCUUUCUUUUAUUUAUUCGAGUUAUCUAUCUAUCUAUCUAUCUAUCUAUCUAUCUAUCUAUCUCAGUUUCUUUCUAUCUCUAUUAUCUAUCUCUGUUAUCUAUCUAUGUCAGUUUUUUAAAAAAUCUAUCUCAGUUUCUUUGCUAUCUAUCUAUCUAUCUAUCUAG
This is a messenger RNA of Acanthosepion pharaonis, 786 nucleotides long. Lineage: Eukaryota; Metazoa; Mollusca; Cephalopoda; Sepiida; Sepiidae. The record is from the annotation of a GenBank genome assembly.